AAUGAGUUGUUAUUUUUGAAGAUAUUCAAUAAUUGAAUAAUUAAAUGUUACUGAAGACUAUGUAAAUACAUUAACGACUCUUCUUUGAUCAGAAUUAGACCGUUUUUAUAAAUAUUUGUUGGGCAAGAUUCUGUGGAGAGAUUAAUAGUAGUCAAGUGUAAGUAAAGACAAUGGCUAGUCUUCGACUUCGCCAAUUGGAAGAAUACCUGCAACAACUGGAUGUAUUUGAGAGACCAAAAGUCUCACUAGAGCAAUAUGCCACCAGCGCGCAUAUUGCCUCGCAUAUGUUGUACACCGCACAGUCACAGUUUAGUGAUGUAGAAGGUAAAAGCGUAGCGGAUUUAGGUUCUGGAUGCGGUGUAUUGUCAUUAGGUGCCAAAAUGCUCGGUGCUGAGUAUGUGGUUGGAUUUGAGAUAGAUUCGGACGCGAUCGAUAUACAGUAUGAAAAUUGCAAUGACUUGGAACUCUUCGUUGAAGUUGUGCAAUGUGAUGUGCUGCAAUAUUUACCAGGAAAAUUUGAGAAACACUUUGAUACUGUUGUGAUGAAUCCACCUUUCGGCACGAAGAACAACGCCGGUGUCGACAUGAAAUUUCUGGAGGUGGCGAUUAAACUCUCGUCCAAUGCGGUUUACUCGCUGCACAAGAGCAGUACGCGAGAUUACGUUCUUUCGAAGGCGGCGCAGCUCGGCGCGAAGGGAACGGUGAUAGCGGAGCUCAGAUACGAUCUACCAAGAGCUUACAAAUUCCACAAGAAAACUUCCGUCGACAUUCGGGUGGAUUUUAUAAGAUUCGAAUUAAAGCGCUGAUUUUUUUUUGUCCGAAAACACGCCCGUCUGAUUUAUUCGAACUUGAUUCCCUGAGCAAGAGGAAGCUCGUUUCCGUGAUUGAUCGUGAUCGUCGCACGUCGCAUGUAAUGUUUCCACGCAUCGCUUCCGCUUUCGCGGCCCCCGCCAGUGGCCUUUUCACCGCCAAACGCACCGCCUAUCUCGGCGCCGCUAGUGCCGAUGUUGACGUUGACUAUUCCGCAAUCUGAUCCGUGAGGGCCGAUCCACUGCGUAUAACAAACGGAAUUCAACAAGUUCGUUUCACGUACA
Molecule: messenger RNA, 1094 nt
Organism: Linepithema humile (Argentine ant)
Lineage: Eukaryota; Metazoa; Arthropoda; Insecta; Hymenoptera; Formicidae
Gene: Mettl5
Product: Methyltransferase like 5
Biological process (GO): rRNA methylation
Molecular function (GO): nucleic acid binding; rRNA (adenine-N6-)-methyltransferase activity
Source: RefSeq, a predicted model, not a curated record